Messenger RNA from Cloeon dipterum, 441 nucleotides. RefSeq names its product ankyrin repeat domain-containing protein 50-like. The record is from RefSeq and is a predicted model, not a curated record. The transcript has 4 exons. The coding region runs from base 1 to 441 and encodes 146 amino acids. Gene Ontology annotation, molecular function: protein binding. Lineage: Eukaryota; Metazoa; Arthropoda; Insecta; Ephemeroptera; Baetidae.
AUGACCCCCGUGCACAACCUCAAGCUUGGUUGCCUGGAUUCAGGUAGCGCCAGGGUAGUUCCACCGGAGUUUAGCAUUUCAUUGCGAGGCCUGAUCAAGGCCGGCGCCGACCCCAACGCCAAGGACGCCGACGGCCGCUCGACGCUGUACGUGCUGGCGCUGGAAAACCGCGUCUCGAUGGCCCGCUGCUUGAUCGCAGAGUCGGCGUCGUUCGGCCCAACGGCGCCGCCACCCCGCGGAGGCCUGGCCACGCCCACCACGCUGCACGACCUCGAGGGUGCCGACAGCGAGGGCCGCACGCCGCUCCACGUCUCCGCCUGGCAGGGACACACCGACAUGGCCGCCCUCCUGCUCGACGCCGGCGCCGACGUCAACGCCACCGACAAGAAGCGAACGGCGCUGCAGGCCGCCAGUUGGCAGAAUACUAUUAACUCUGAAUGA